Messenger RNA from Letharia lupina, 531 nucleotides. RefSeq lists its product as uncharacterized. Bases 1 to 531 code for a protein of 176 amino acids. Lineage: Eukaryota; Fungi; Ascomycota; Lecanoromycetes; Lecanorales; Parmeliaceae. The transcript is spliced from 2 exons. The record is from RefSeq and is a predicted model, not a curated record.
AUGCCCUGGAUACUGCUGUUAGAAGUCCUCAUCCUUCCCGCCUUUGCACUAUGUGCAGUUGUCCCGCAACCCUCGGACACCUAUGAUCUUUUGCAAGGACCUGUCAUCUCCCCUGCUCUCUAUUUUCCUGAGAACCUGUCAUUUGCAACUAAUGACACAUCCUUCGACGAAGUCUUGAAGCUUAGAUGCGACCCAGUACGCUAUGGGAGGAAUCUGAACGUGGGAAGUUGCAGGAAGGUCUUCAACUUCAUAACACAGGAUGACACACAGACCGUUUUCGCAGAACGCAGUACUGUUCAGCCGCAUGAUUUAAAUCUUCCUUUUAGGGCUACUAGCAGUGAUGGGUUGUGUUAUGUCCAGCCAAUACUUGCUGAAGGAGCAGUGACCGCCCGAGCUUCUCCGAGAGAAGUAGGCAACGCUGCCUACACUCUCUUCCAGGAGUGUGUUGUCAAACGUGGUAUGGGCGGAAUAGCCGGAGACAUUGGUCAGUUAAAUCCAGUUGAAAUAUUAGGGCAUUUGGGGUUCAAGUAA